GGGACGGCCGGGGUAGCGCGGGCCAGAAGCGCGGCGCGCGGAGUCCUCGGCUGGCUGGCGGGCGGGAAGGCGCGUGCUCUGCGCUGCCCCGGGGACUCUGAACCCGAGUCCUGGGCUUUGUUUCCCGCGUUACCUUCGUGGAGACGUUCAGGGGCCGCCGGGUCGGCGACGGUCGCGGUCUGGACGCCGCAGGACCGGGGCCUGGACUUCACGCUCUGCGGGGAAGGGGCGGAUAAAAAAAGACCAAAUGGCAAAGCAACCUUCAGAUGUAGGUUCUGAGUGUGACCGAGAAGGUGGACAAUUGCAACCUGCGGAGAGACCUCCCCAGCUCAGGCCUGGGGCCCCUACCUCUCUACAUACAGAGCCCCAAGGUAAUCCCGAAGGCAAUCCGGAAGUCGAAGGGGACCGCUGCCCCCAAGGCAGCCCUCAGGGCCCACUGGCCCCACCGGCCAGCCCUGGUCCUUUUGCUACCAGAUCCCCGCUUUUCAUCUUUGUAAGAAGAUCCUCCCUGCUGUCUCGAUCCUCCAGUGGGUAUUUCUCUUUUGACACAGACAGGAGCCCAGCACCCAUGAGUUGUGACAAAUCAACACAAACCCCAAGUCCUCCUUGCCAGGCCUUCAACCAUUAUCUCAGUGCAAUGGCUUCCAUGAGGCAGUCUCAGGCCGAACCUGCAGAUUUGCGCCCGGAGAUGUGGAUCGCCCAAGAGUUGCGGCGUAUUGGAGACGAGUUUAACGCUUACUACCCAACGAGGGUAUUUUUGCAUAAUUACCAAGCAGCCGAAGACCACCCUCAAAUGGUUAUAUUACGACUGUUGCGUUACAUCGUCCGCCUGGUGUGGAGGCUGCACUGACAGGUCCUUCGCAGAGCCGAGAUGUGUGUGAACAUUUCACUUGUGCAAACCGACAAGCCCCAGCACCGUGGUCUCUUGGUGCCAUUACUAUGCAGCCAGCGGUUCUUUCCCAGAGGAGGAGGCGUGCGGUGGGGCGGGCAAUGUGGUCAGAAGACGCCAAGCUGGAUGACACCAAGCUGGAUGUGAACUUGACCUUUCUGUUCAUCGCCACACGGCAGGGUUUUCUAAUGGAAGUUGUGAAUGUAAAUGAGGGAGGAUUCUUUUUUCUUUUUUUUUAAUGUACAAACCAUGGUUCUUUGGAGCAGGAUUUUAUACAAGAAUGGUGUUUACAUGCGGUGUAUUCCCCCCCCCCACCUUCUUUAUUAAGAACAGAUUUUUCAAAAAGGAAAUGGAAACUUUUUAACCAACUCAUGAAUGAUUUUUGUACUAAAAAUUUAAGAACCUGUUGCCUAAUCUCAGAGGAUUAUGUAUACCCUGCAGUGGAAACUGAGCCAGCUAAUUUAUAAAGCUGCCUUAGUUUAUUGUUAGAGAUUACAGAAUUUUCAAUCAGGGAGAAGUGCGAUAUUCCCUCUCCCUUUCUUGCCAUUGCCUCUUUGACCUUUGUUUUCAGUUAUUAUUAAUACCAAAAGAGUUUUUAUGAAAUUGAACCGAGGGGCAAAAGGUCUCUUGUCAGCCUGCAUUAAUACACCACUCCCGUUUUGUAAAUAUUUAUGUACCUCUUUAAAUUCAGUUGCGUUUGUGGCAAAAUUUCAGGCAAUUUUUGCAUGUCUUUCCUUAUCUACUUUUAGUGAUGCUCCUGUAGUCUGCACUCGAAUGCACAGAUUUGGUCCUGGGCGUUUUCAUGAUGAAAUGUAAUGGGGUCAGAACAGGAGUUAACACCUGCCUGUAUCACACACAGCUCGGUUACUCUAUUCCUAGCUAACGGGGAAGCACCAAGUGCUGUUUCCAUUCAGUCUUGGUGGGCAUGUCACACAUAACAGCAGACCAAGGAUUAUGUCCCUCUGUGCUGUUGGCUUUCCUAUGGUCAUAGGAUACACUGUCACCAUAGGGUCACAGACGGUCACCAUGCCCACAGACAGCAGAGUCCAGCUGCAGGUAUCUGAGCCCAUGCCCUCUUGGGGAUUGGCCAAGGGCAGGGCCUCAAAUGGCCAUUUCCCAGGUCUCCUGGCUUUUUAGUCCAACCUAGAGUCUACCUGACCUGUGAUGCCUGGCAUUUGGUCUGCAGUCCUCAUGGUCCACUUGAAAAUACAGGCUUACAUUCCUCUUCUGUUAGCUUUGGGAGAAUUCCAUUGGGCAGAGGUCUCUUGUUUCCUUUCUCUUGGGACAGUUGGGUUUUUUGGGCCCUUCCUGCUUCUCUGCCUCUCCUCAUCUGCCCUUAGGAUGGCAGUGGGCGGGAAGCCCAUACAGUCGUUUCAGAGGUAGCCAACUAGG
Otolemur garnettii (small-eared galago) is the source of this 2281-nucleotide messenger RNA. It is a transcript of the gene BCL2L11, whose product is annotated as BCL2 like 11. Gene Ontology annotation, biological process: meiosis I. The record is from RefSeq and is a predicted model, not a curated record. Bases 248 to 850 code for a protein of 200 amino acids. Lineage: Eukaryota; Metazoa; Chordata; Mammalia; Primates; Galagidae. The transcript is spliced from 4 exons.